Messenger RNA from Oncorhynchus nerka (sockeye salmon), 1650 nucleotides. Its product is annotated as sulfotransferase 2B1-like. NCBI's taxonomy places the organism in Eukaryota, Metazoa, Chordata, Actinopteri, Salmoniformes, Salmonidae. Gene Ontology annotation, molecular function: sulfotransferase activity. The record is from RefSeq and is a predicted model, not a curated record. The coding region runs from base 1 to 942 and encodes 313 amino acids. Gene Ontology annotation, biological process: sulfation. Gene Ontology annotation, cellular component: cytoplasm. The transcript is spliced from 6 exons.
AUGGCCAGGCUGGACAUGACAGAGACCUUCCAUCACAUCUCAUUCCCUGGGCACAUUCACACCCAGGACUCCCUGAACUAUGCCCUCCACUUCCAGUUUCGGGACAGGGACACUGUCAUCGCCACCUACCCCAAAUCAGGUGAGGCAGGACAGCUCUGUCACACCACUGCUCAAGGGGACCCGCAACUCUCCAAAACUGUGCCCAACUGGGCACGAGCCCCCUGGCUGGAACAGCAUGACAGUGCAAAGGUGCUGGAAGCCACCCAGGGGGACCGAAUCAUCACCACUCACCUGCCCUACAACCUGCUGUCUUCUGCACUCCAGGGCUCCAAAGCUAAGGUCAUCUAUGUCACCAGAAACCCCAAAGAUGUUGCUGUGUCAUAUUACCACUUCCAUAAAAUGGCCAAGUUCCUCCCAGAACCCAAUUCAUUUGAUGAGUUUCUGGAUAGUUUUCUGGAGGGAUCAGUGAGUUAUGGGUCCUGGUUCGAUCAUGUGAAAGGCUGGACGAGUCAAGCAGGAGUCUUGGCAAAUGUUCUUUAUAUCUCUUAUGAGGAGAUGUGGCUGGACCUGCAAGGCUCGAUGGAGAGGAUCAGCUCUUUCCUGCAGUGCCCCCUGGUGGGCGAGGAGUUAACCAACGCCCUGAGACACUGCAGCUUCAGCAGCAUGAGCGAUAACGCCAUGGUGAACUACACUCAGAUCCCAAAGGAGAUCAUGGACCACAGCAAAGGCAAAUUCAUGAGGAAAGGUAAAAUCGGUGACUGGAGAAACAUUUUCACAGAGGAGCAGAUUGGUAUUUUCGACACCGUCUACAGCUACCAGAUGAAAGACUGUCCCUUGACCUUCAUGUGGGAGUGUCCUCCUGAGUCCUGUGGGGGAGGAGGAGGAGGACAGGCCUCUGGGGAUCAGGAUAGGGCCCUUACCCUCCACGACGCCGGAGAUUGAUGGAUACGCUUCAUACAAGUCCUUGAAUUCUCUCACUGAUGUUCUGUGUUUUUGUGAAUGUACGUACAUAUAAUGUACACAACCCAAUAUAGUAAAACUAUAUAAUGAAAUUGAUAUGUUAAUAUAACAAAAAAUAUUGUGUGUGACCUAUUUGUUGUUGUAGUUGGGUUUUUCCACCUCUAAAUGUUACAGUUAACUGAAUGAGAGUGAAGUUUCUCCUCCAUCUUGGCUUGUGCUGCAAUAGCUAGAUGAUGGGACACGAGAGGGACACAUUUAACUCCCUGACUUUGACACAUUGGAAAACCUCCCAGUUUGUGCAUCAAGCAGAAGGGAUGAUAUAUUAACUCCAGAAAGGCUGACGUGUACAUAAAAAGCUGUUGUUACAUCAGCCACAUAGCUUGACUCCGAACAACCUGGAUUUCCCAUAUAUAGCUCAUCUACUUUACUGUAUGUCCAUCAGUAUGGUUCACAGCCCUGAGUUGUUAGGAAACUAUGUGACUGAUGCUAACAUAUGGGCAUAUAUCAUCAUUAGACCUAUCUAAUCCCAGAUGUGCUGCUCAACUAAAAUAAUGUGAAAGAUGGUGAGUUGUGUUAUGAAAGUGUUCAAGACAGUACUGUCUCACCGACCAGAGAUUGCGGUCAAGUGUCCUUAUCAUAGCGCUCUGGUUGUCUCAUUGAUGCUGCUAAAAUAUACAACCACAUACAGUA